ACCGCAGUUUGCAAGGGAAAGUUACGAGAAGAAAAAGGCUUCUAAACCUGGAAUAGCCCCUGGCUGAUCUCUAGCUGUUGAUACAACACACAAUCUUCAAGAAAUGGCAGCAAGCUCCACCCUCCGGCCCCUUCGACUGAGGGGUGUCGCAUUUCCCACGUCCGGUCUUGUCAGUUGUCAAAGAACCUGUUCAGUACGAGGAAACAAUUGGAGUUUAUGGCAUUCGGGUAAACGACUCGCAUCUACCGCGACCCCCAUGACACCGCCGGCGGCCACGGCAAAGCGCACUAAGAAUGCCUUCGGCAAAUACGUGUUUCGCGCUUCCCUCGUAUUGGUGCUUUUAGGUGGCUACUUUUAUGUCACAGAUACCCGAGCGAGUGUGCAUCGAUAUGUUAUUGUGCCACUCGUUCGGUGGGUUUACCCAGACGCAGAGGAUGCGCAUCACGCGGGCGUUGUUGCGCUCAAAGAGUUAUACAAGCUCGGCUUGCACCCACGAGAACGAGAUACACCUGACCGCGAUGGAAAGCUAGAGACGCAGGUCUUUGGAUACACGCUCUCAAACCCCAUCGGUAUCUCAGGCGGACUAGACAAACACGCCGACAUCCCAGACCCCCUCUUCGCGCUAGGACCUGCAGUUGUCGAAGUCGGAGGCACAACACCUCUCCCGCAAGAUGGAAACCCAAAGCCCCGUGUUUUUCGCUUGGUGUCGCAAGCCGCAAUGAUAAACCGUUAUGGACUUAACUCCAAGGGCGCCGAUCACAUGGCCGAAGUAUUACAAAAACGCGUCCGCGAUUUCGCCUUUGCCCAUGGUUUCGGUGAGCAUGACGCCGGCGAGCAGCGUGUGCUGAAUGGCGAAGCUGGCGUCCCCCCUGGGAGUCUACUCGAUGGCAAGCUUCUUGCUGUGCAAGUUGCCAAAAAUAAACUUACCCCAGAGUCUGACAUUGCCGCCGUAACCCGGGAUUAUGUGUACUGUGUAGACCGGCUUGCGCCAUACGCUGACAUAGUAGUGGUCAAUGUCUCUAGCCCCAACACCCCUGGCCUGCGCGGCCUGCAAGCCGCGGGACCUUUGACGGAGAUCCUGAAAGGUGUUGUAGGCGCAGCGAGGGGUAUUGACCGCAAAUCCAAGCCGUUUGUGAUGGUCAAAGUCAGCCCUGACGAGGAUUCAGACGAGCAAGUGGACGGCAUCUGUCACGCGGUUCGCGAGUCUGGCGUGGACGGGGUUAUAGUUGGGAAUACGACGAAUCAUCGGCCGAGUCCGCUGCCUAAAGGGUACGUGCUCCCGAUAAAGGAGCAGCAGACGCUCACCGAGACUGGCGGCUACUCGGGUCCCCAGCUUUUCGAGCGUACGGUAGCGUUGGUGUCGCGAUACAAGGACAAGUUCGCGGCGGAGGGCUCGCCGAAGACGAUUUUCGCGUCUGGUGGGAUUACUACCGGUAAGCAGGCUCAGGCGGCUCUUGAUGCUGGUGCGUCUGUGGCCAUGAUGUAUACGGCUAUCACGUAUGGUGGGUCAGGGACAGUCACGCGAGUGAAGAAGGAACUUCGAGAGGAAAGGGAAAAAAAAUAGACGCAAGUUGGAUGAAAAAUCGGUGUAAUUAUGUAUUAUGUAUUCGCGUCAUUAUCAAUUUU
Talaromyces proteolyticus is the source of this 1626-nucleotide messenger RNA. RefSeq names its product putative dihydroorotate reductase pyre. Gene Ontology annotation, biological process: pyrimidine ribonucleotide biosynthetic process; 'de novo' pyrimidine nucleobase biosynthetic process. Bases 104 to 1564 code for a protein of 486 amino acids. NCBI's taxonomy places the organism in Eukaryota, Fungi, Ascomycota, Eurotiomycetes, Eurotiales, Trichocomaceae. The transcript is spliced from 3 exons. Gene Ontology annotation, molecular function: dihydroorotate dehydrogenase activity. The record is from RefSeq and is a predicted model, not a curated record. Gene Ontology annotation, cellular component: mitochondrial inner membrane; cytoplasm.